AUGAGCAAAUCGAACGUGGCGUUCGACACGCUCAUGAGGGCUCGUGAGGAGGCUCGUAGAGCUGAAUCCGAGCAGCGCAUCGCAGCUCGAGAGCUCCGCAUAAAGUUGCAGGCGGAGAGCGAGAGGAAGAUGAAGGAGUCGCUGGAACGAGAUCAAACGAUCCUGACCAGGAGGACGCAGGCACACAUAGAGAAGGAGCGAGAAGAUAACCAGAGAAUCGUCGAGAGGCUCACCAACCGAUAUGCCCGCGUGAUGAAGCAAGACCCGCGAGGAGCAGGAGAGAUUCGCGUCAGCCGGAGAGAGGAGAGCAAGGAGAGCAUGCAGGAGACGGAUCGAGUGAAGAGGAUGAUAGAGAAGCGACUUCAACCUGCUGUCGAGAAGAAGUCCAACGCACAGCUCGCGGCAGAAUACAGAAAGAGAGCAGAAGCCAAGGCAAAGCUCAGGAAGGAGGAGGAGGAGGCGGCGAGGGCGGCGGAGGAGGAAGCGUUUCUUGACAGGAUAAGGAAUUUUGAGCUCUUUCCCGCUCCCUCCCACAGGCCGAGAUCUCGCAGCCCUUCCAGCCGAACACCAGCGACCUUACAAGGUGGGCAGAGUGCCAAGAGCUCACAGUCGGCGAGGUCAGUGACCAAUGUAUCGGAGACGGAGAGUGAAGCCGCUGAGCGACAGCAACACGAGCAUGACGUCUGGCAGUUCUCUCAUACGGUGAGGGAAGCCAUGAUCAACGCCAAGCUUCCCGUGCUGAACCUGCGCGGCAUGCUGUGGGCGGGCGACUCUUUCAUCGGCCGCGCGUACAAGAACCUGGACCGCAUCCAGAUGAAUUGCCCGCUCAUGAUGGACGCCUCCUCCGCCCUGUUCCUCCUCGCCGACGGCCAUCACUCCAUACGUGCAUGUGAACACGUGUGUAAUCAGAUGGCGGCGUGCAUCGGCAAGAGGACAACAAGAAUAGGGAAGAACAUCAGCAAGGAGACGGUGGAGGCGCUCAAGCAGGGAAUUCUGGACUGCGAUGACAUGUAUACGAAAGACCCGACCUCCCCAAGGACACUUUACUGCGCCAACCUCGGAAGCAACAGAGCUGUUCUGUGCUCUGGAACUGACGCUGAAGAUCUCUCGAGGGACCACGUGGUCUGGAACCCGCUAGAGAAGAAGAGGAUCAGCUACACCCGAGCUGAAAUCCGCGACAACCAGCUGACCUUCUUCGACGAGGAGACAAGAAAAGAAUUCACAGCUCCAGUCACCCGAGGCAUUGGCGAGCACGAGCUGACACGCAAAGAUCGCUUCCUCGUCGUUGCAUCGCGCGGCCUCUGGUCAGUCAUGAGCAGUCAGGAGGUUGUGGAUCAAGUGAGGGAGAUGCUCAUUGAGAUUAUCUUUGACGACGUGGCUGAGCUCGGCCUUCGCGAUCUCUACGAGAAGAAGGCCAAGACUGCGAGCUACUCGCAGAAGCUGAAGGACAUCAACCUCCGCCGCGGGGAUCUCACUCCUUCCCACCACCACGAGCAAGGGAUCGACGCUCUCGACUGA
This is a messenger RNA of Guillardia theta CCMP2712, 1518 nucleotides long. RefSeq lists its product as hypothetical. Gene Ontology annotation, molecular function: protein serine/threonine phosphatase activity. NCBI's taxonomy places the organism in Eukaryota, Cryptophyceae, Pyrenomonadales, Geminigeraceae. The record is from RefSeq and is a predicted model, not a curated record. The transcript has 13 exons. The coding region runs from base 1 to 1518 and encodes 505 amino acids. Gene Ontology annotation, biological process: protein dephosphorylation.